Molecule: messenger RNA, 1829 nt
Organism: Sinocyclocheilus grahami
Lineage: Eukaryota; Metazoa; Chordata; Actinopteri; Cypriniformes; Cyprinidae
Exons: 6
Coding region: 351-1472 (373 amino acids)
Source: RefSeq, a predicted model, not a curated record
UCUGUCUCAAUAACAUUCCCGGGAAACGCGGACGGCAGUAUACUUGGGCCUUUACUGUGAUGGCACGUUUCCAAAGUUAUUAAUAUCGUAAAUCUAGCUUAGUUUCCCCCCCAUUAAACUGUGUAUACUUGUAACACUGUAGGGUACUGUGUUUUACUACCUUGACAUCAAAACACAGAAAACUGCAACGACGGCGACGAUUUCCGCUUCAGAAGUCCAACUCCAACUCCAUCAGCUGUUGCUUUCGGUUUUAACUGCAGGCAGUAAAGGCGUUGUUGGUUGUUUUUGAACAACUUCAGCUUUUAUCACCACAUAAAUUGCAUUAUUAUCUCAGAAGGACAGUGGUGAAAAUGAAUUAUUUUUGGAUGACAGUGAUUUUGCUCGUGACUGGUGCAUCUGCUGUGAAGAUAGAUGGAGUAUCAGUGUCAGGGAUGGAGGGAGAUUCAGUCACUCUAUACACUGAUGUUACAAAAACCCAGGUCAACAAAGUGAAAUGGUAUUAUAAUGGUGCUCGCAUCGCUCAAAUCACUGGAGAUCCCAAUAAAACCUGUACAGAUGUUCAGUGUAAUGAAGGUACUGAGAGAUUCAGAGAGAGACUGAAGCUGAAUAAUCAGACUGGAUCUCUGACCAUCAUGAACAUCACAAACACAGACUCUGGACUCUAUAAACUGCAGAUAAUUAUCACCAGCAGCAGCAGCAGUGACAAGAUCUUCAAGGUUACCAUCCAUGAUGUUCCUCCAGCUGAACAAGAUGAAAUGAAGAGAAAAUCAGUAAAGGAGGGAGAAUCUGUUACUUUGAAUCCUGGUGUCAUGAAAAACCCAAAUGAUUUGAUGACGUGGCAUUUUCAUGACAUUCGCAUCGCUGAAAUCACUAGAAAUACCAGUUGGAGCUGUACAGAUGUUCAGUGUAAAGAUGCUGAUGGGAGAUUCAGAGACAGACUGGAGGUGAAUCAGACUGGAUCUCUGACCAUCACAAACAUCAAGAUCGCAGACACUGGGCUCUAUAAUUUACAGAUCAGCAGCAGUGGAUUCCGCAUAAUGAGGACCUUCAGUGUUAAUGUGGUCACUGCUGUUCCAGAUUCAGGUCUGUCUACAGCUGCUGUAGCAGGAAUAUGUGCAGGUGGUGGUGGUGCUCUGCUGAUAGUGGCUGCAGCUGCUGCUGGUGUGAUUUACUAUCGCCGCAGACAAAAGAAUGGCCCCAGCACACAGUCCAGUGAUACGCAGGAUGGUGUGUCGGCCCCUAAACACAAGAAUCUUCCACUGACGAACGCUACCAAUGAGAUAUCUCUUAACAAGAAUAACACUCUAUUGACAAACCCUAAUGAGACUUACUCAAAUGAUAAUAACACUCUUUUGACAAACACUAAUGAGAAUAACACUCUAUUGUUGAACACUACCUGUGAGAUAAUCAAGUUCCAUAAUCAAGCUGAUAUUCGAUUUAUAGAUGAUGAAGAUGAAUUGCCCCUGAUCUGACUGAGAAAGGGGCUGCCAAUGACACAAUGUAACAUUUUAUUUUCAUACUUUCAUUUAAAGUGACAGUGGAAAAAAAAAUUUGAAAGAUCAGCUGAAGAUGCCAUUGCUUACAGAGUAUCUGUCUCAUGAUACCAGAUUUCAGGCAUCAGUACAAUUACCAGUGACAUUUCAUCUCAGUAUCAAUUUCAAUAAUACAGCAACAAAACAAAGCAAUACAGUACCAGGAAUAGAACAAAAAGUGCUGGAUGGAUUUUAUUUAGAGGGUUAUUAUUAAAGCUGCUAAAUUGACCCAGACAUGAAUAAUGAGACAUAUGCUCCAAUUCUGGUCAUUUACACUGAGACAUACUAAUGCACUGA